AUGUCAGUGCAAGCCGUGGAGUCUUGUACCUUUUCACAAUGUGGGUCGACAACGCUAGCCAACGCGGCGCUUAGACUAGUACGUGACUUUAUAGUGUCGGAUAACCAGGCUUUGGAAAGCUACAUUCGGUCAACACUUGGAUUCGAACAGCCCGCCGAUUCCAUUGUGGCAGGCAGAACCAGUUGGGUGACGGUGGCGGCGACUGGUUUGAAGGACCCUGAAGACUUGCAGCAGCAAUGCAGCCCGUCGACGAGCCCGUCACAAGGGGGUGAAUCUUUUGUGAGUGAAUCAACGCAUUCGACAUUAUCACCAUUAUCAAAUUCGAGAUUAGGUAUUAGCUCGACAUCAGUUGAUAUCCCAGUUGAUAUCCCACUUGGUGAACGACGGCAACUCAGCUCUACCGCCGCAGCGGCUACCACCCCAGUCAGCUCUUCCGCCGGUCGGAGUCGCACGGCACCGCGGUACCGGCGACCUGGGUUGGUGGAGGAGUUCCUAGAGGAUGAAGACACUUCGGAAGACGAAGAGGUGGUGACCCGACACCGGCAUCGAACGGGUGCGCGCCGUGCCGUGGCUUCUGGUGAGUGCUAUCGUUGUGAUGCUCGCGAAACUCCUCAGUGGCGGUACGUCCACAAAUUCCGCUUUUGUAACGCCUGCUACAUGCGAGUCAAACGGCAUACGGAACAAUCUCGUCCCGGUACAAGAGUCCCCCCGCGCUACAAACCAUUCCUAGACCCCGCCGAAGACCAGCGACUGCAAACUCUCGCUCAGGAUCUUAUCGAUCGCGCCUUCGAUAACGAAUAA
This is a messenger RNA of Gregarina niphandrodes, 801 nucleotides long. RefSeq names its product GATA zinc finger protein. Gene Ontology annotation, biological process: regulation of DNA-templated transcription. Gene Ontology annotation, molecular function: zinc ion binding. Bases 1 to 801 code for a protein of 266 amino acids. The transcript has a single exon. Lineage: Eukaryota; Apicomplexa; Conoidasida; Eugregarinorida; Gregarinidae. The record is from RefSeq and is a predicted model, not a curated record.